AUGGCUUCACCUCCAGGAUUGUUCUAUGCAUAUGCCAAAAAUAUCAGAGAUGACUCGAGUUAUCGCUACAUCAUUGCAUUUGAGUCGAGGCAGGUUUCGGACGAGUGGUGGCGAGUGGUGACUGCAUCGGUUGACAACGGCUACCCACGAUUUGCUGGGGUCAAGCGUCUUUCGGCCCAAUGGUACACUCACGAUCCCGCCGCCAAUGCGUUCAUACACGAGACUAUCAACGAUCCAAAAUGUGCGCCCCAAUUUCUGGGCAAGGUCAUGUUCACACUGCUCAAUGAUCGUGACGCUCGCGCUUUGUCUGUUUCUCCUGUCUUAAACUUCGCUGAUCAUGUCAGUGGUGGAACGUUCUUCAUUCGUUCUACAUUGCGGCCUGAAUUGUUCUGGUAUUACCAUCCAGACAUUGGUCAAAUCCUAGCAUCCACGUCCCGCCGCACUCGAUUUGAUGUCCGCAUCGCGGCAAAGGACAAGGCGCUCGGAACUAUCAUGAUUGGCUCCGACAAGGUAUCCAUUAGCGUCGCUGGACAACAAGAUCUCAACGUUGGUGUAGCUACUGGUUCCACGGAUUUAGCGAUCCAGAAGAAUGGACUGUUCCAGUUCGACUUCUCUGACUUCAACGACGGAAACUUUGGUUUGAACUUCUUGCACAAGGCAGCGUCUGGAGAUUUUGUCCAAGGCGUGGUUGCCACUGUUACUAGGCAGAAUUACGGGGAGAGGUGGGAGUUAGUAUUGUAA
This is a messenger RNA of Lentinula edodes (shiitake mushroom), 741 nucleotides long. RefSeq lists its product as uncharacterized. Lineage: Eukaryota; Fungi; Basidiomycota; Agaricomycetes; Agaricales; Omphalotaceae. The transcript has 3 exons. Bases 1 to 741 code for a protein of 246 amino acids. The record is from RefSeq and is a predicted model, not a curated record.